AUAAGACAAAUUCAUAUGAAUAUUUUUAAUUGAAUUUGCAUUUUAGGUGUUAAAAAAUUUGAGAUUUUUACCAUAAGAAAGGACAGAAUAAAAUUGAAAGAAGGAAAUAUUAUUUGAGGGGGGCAAGGCAAAUAGAAGAGAACAAAGAGGAUGAGAUUAACCUCCUCUAUUCUUAUUCUUAUCGUGCCUCCUUUCAGAUCUUAGUUUUUUUUUGCAAGUUUUGGCACUUGGGUUUGCUUUGAUCGGUGAAGCAUUGACUGUCGAAAGAUCUGUUUGCUUUUAGCUUUCAAUCGGAGAGAAAUUUUCAUUGUGUAUCGGAUUACACGUUUUGUUAGAUAAAAAGAGAAAUAUGUCUGAGAAUGGUAAGCUAUUUAUUGGUGGAAUAUCUUGGGACACCAAUGAAGAGCGCCUCAAGGAGUAUUUCAGAAGUUUUGGUGAAGUGGUAGAGGCAGUGAUCAUGAAGGAUCGGACCACAGGGCGUGCUCGAGGUUUUGGUUUCAUAGUUUUCUCUGACCCAACCGUUGCCGAGAAAGUCAUAAAGGAGAAACACAAUAUUGAUGGCAGGAUGGUUGAGGCAAAAAAGGCAGUUCCUAGGGAUGACCAGAACAUUACGAGUAGAAGCACUAAUAGCAUCCAGGGUUCACCUGGUCCAGGCCGCACAAGAAAGAUUUUUGUAGGAGGUUUAGCAUCUACAGUAACAGAGAGUGACUUUAAGAAGUAUUUUGAUCAGUUUGGGAAUAUCACAGAUGUUGUAGUGAUGUAUGAUCACAACACUCAAAGGCCUAGGGGUUUCGGAUUCAUCACUUAUGAUUCAGAAGAGGCAGUGGAUAAAGUGUUGCUAAAAAAUUUUCAUGAACUGAAUGGUAAAAUGGUCGAGGUUAAACGAGCAGUUCCCAAAGAGUUAUCGCCUGGCCCUGCUCGUAGCCCCUUUGGUGUAUAUAACUAUGGUUUGAAUAGGGCCAACAACUUUCUGAAUGGCUACACUCAGGGAUAUAAUCCUAAUAGCCUUGGAGCCUAUGGACUUAGGAUGGACAUUAGAUAUAGUCCAGCUGCUGGUGGUCAAAGCGGUUUUCCUCCUUUUGGUUCUGGUUUUGGAAUGGGCAUGAACUUUGAGCCAGGUUUGAACCCAAGUUUUGGAAACAGUGCAGAUUUUAAUAACUAUGGACGAGGAAUAAGCCCCUAUUAUAUUGGUAACCCGAAUAGGUUUGGUAGUCCUAUUGGGUAUAAUGGAAGUAAUGGAGGUGGAGGUAGUACUUCCUUUUUCAGUUCAGUGACCCGGAAUCUUUGGGGAAAUGGAGGGCUCAACUAUAAUGCAAAUGCUGCUAGUUCCAGUGCCUAUGCAGGAUCUGGAAGUGGGAGUAUAGGAGCAAGUGCCUUUGGGAAUAGUGGAAUUAAUUGGAGUUCUCCAAUUUCCAGUCAAGGUGGAAGGAAUAAUGUCUCUAACAAUAGUGUGAAUUUUGGUUAUAGAAGUGGUGAUAACAGCUUCGGGUUGGGGACUGCGGGGUUUGAGAGAAACAUUGGGACCAACGUGGUGCCAACAUCAUCAUAUGCAGCAUCAAAUGGUGGUUAUGAUGAUACCUUUGCAGAUGUUUAUGGUGGUGCUUCAUAUUAUGGGGAUACCAAUUGGCCAUCAUCAAUAUCCGAGCGAGAUGGUUCUGGUUCCUUUGGUUAUGGGCUUGGUAGUACCACUUCUGAUGUUCCUGGUAAAAGUUCUCCUGGUUAUGUUGGCGGUUAUAGUGUUAAUAAGGAACAAUCAAAUAGAGGAAUUGCUACCUAGAAGUUUAAUUUGAUUAUCAGUGUACUGUAGGUGGAGAUAACUUGUGACGCAAGUGAUCUGUGAGUUCUGCUCAAUUCCGUCGUUUUCAAUAUGUUUCACUUUUAAGAAAGUUGGUAAGCUAGAGCUAAAUGAAGUGCCUGUUUUUGGAGAAAUACAUUUUUUAGAGUUAGGGGUCACAAAGUAUUUUGUGUUGAGGCUUGAGUUUUGAGUUGCAUUUUAGGGUUCAUUUUUGGUAUUCGAGUGAGAUGUAAAAUCAGAUUCCGGGAUAUAGUCAGAAAAUGUAUCAUGCAUCUCAUGUAAGGCGGUGAUGCACAAGUCAUAACAAUAUAGAUUGUAGACUAUUUCUAUUUCCUCCUUAGAUAUUAUGUUCUGUAAUGGCUCUGACAAAGUUGUGGGUUCUUGUCAGGCAUGCUUAGCUUUGCUUCUUUGUUUCUUUUCCCUUUUCUUCCAUUAUUUUGGUUUGUCUUUCCGCCAUAAUGUUCCUCGGAAUAAGUUACAGACAUAUGAUCGUUCAUUCGUGGUUGAAACUUUUGUUCUAACAGGGUUGGAACUUUCUUUCUGAAAUACUGAAAUGAAUGGUUUCAAUUGAUUUUUCACACUAAA
Molecule: messenger RNA, 2380 nt
Organism: Hibiscus syriacus
Lineage: Eukaryota; Viridiplantae; Streptophyta; Magnoliopsida; Malvales; Malvaceae
Product: heterogeneous nuclear ribonucleoprotein 1-like
Exons: 5
Coding region: 350-1777 (475 amino acids)
Molecular function (GO): RNA binding
Source: RefSeq, a predicted model, not a curated record